AUGCACUCCCUCCGCGAAGGCAUCCUAGACGGCACGGGAAACGACUCCACCGCCGUCAAGUCCACCGCCCCUUCCUUCUCCCUCAAAGCCAUCCUCCGCGGCCUCCGGCACAUCCUCUGGCCAAAAGCCGCCUCGGCAGACAGCUCUCCACGACAGCUCCGACCAACAGCCUACCUCGACGGUCUGCGCGGGUUCGCCGCCUUUCUGGUGUACAUCCACCACCACCAGCUCUGGGCCCACGGCGCGGAGAGCCUGCAGUCUGCAGUCUACUUUGAGAACGCCUACGGCUUCGACGGGGAGUUUCGGUUGUCAACAUUUUAUGGCAUUAGGAACUUUUUUACCGGGGGGCACAUGGCUGUGGCCGUGUUUUAUGUCAUCUCGGGCUAUGUCCUUUCCGUCAAGCCGCUGGCGUUGAUGCAGAGCGGGGAGCAUCUCAAGCUGGCGGAUAAUUUGGCAUCGGCGUUUUUCCGGAGGUGGUUUAGGUUGUAUCUGCCUAUUAUUGCCACUACGCUUGUUUACAUCACCUCGUGGCAUCUUUUUGGGUACUGGAACUUUGCUUGCCCUCCCAAGGAGACGUUCAGGGACGAGCUGUGGAAUUGGUAUGUCGAGUUCAAAAACUUUUCGUUCUUGUUCAAAGAAGGGGGUUGGAUCUGGGUCAAGGCGAACACGCAUACCUGGUCGAUACCGCUCGAGAUGAGGGGCAGCGUGAUCACUUACAUGGCUUGCAUGGCGCUCUCCCGGGCGACGACUAAGGCGAGACUGAUGUGUUUGGUUGUGCUGGUGGGGUAUUACCUUUAUGUGGUGGAUGGGUAUUACGGGGCGUUGUUUGUCGCGGGGAUGUUGCAGGCGGAUUUGGACCUGUUGGCGAGGAGGGAGGGGGGGUAUUUUCCUGGUUGGCUGAGGAGGUUGGAGAGGCACAAGACGUUUAUUUACUAUCAUCUUUUUGUGGUGAGCAUGUACCUUGCCGGGGUGCCGUCGGCGACGAACAAGGUGGAGGAUUUGAGGGCGAAUCCGGGGUGGUAUUGGUUGAGUUAUCUCAAGCCGCAGGCGGUGUUCGAUCCGAAGUGGUUUUAUCUGUUUUGGGCGGCGAAUAUGCUGGUGGCGGCGGUGCCGAGGAUGGGGUGGUUGAGGAGGUGGUUUGAGGGGAGGUUUUGCCAGUUUUUGGGGAGGAUUUCGUUCGCGUUUUAUUUGGUGCAUGGGCCAAUUUUGGCGACGGUGGGGGAUCGGCUGUAUCAUGCUGUGGGAUGGGGGAGGCCGGUCGAGGCUGGGGAGGUGGACAUGCUGGCGGCGUGGAGGGAUUUGUUGCCGUUGCCCAAGGUUGGGCCGAUCGGGUUGGAGUUUUCGUUUUUGGUGCCGCAUUUGAUCUUGUUGCCGUUGACGUUUUGGGUGGCGGAUAUUGUGACAAGGAUGGUGGACGAGCCUUCGGUCAAGUUUGCGGCUUGGCUUUAUAAAAGGGUUCAGGGAGGAGGGAAACCAGAGAUGAAGCCAGAGAGUAACGAGAUGAUGCUGAGACUGGCUUGA
This is a messenger RNA of Podospora bellae-mahoneyi, 1521 nucleotides long. RefSeq lists its product as uncharacterized. Gene Ontology annotation, cellular component: membrane. The record is from RefSeq and is a predicted model, not a curated record. Bases 1 to 1521 code for a protein of 506 amino acids. The transcript has a single exon. Gene Ontology annotation, biological process: polysaccharide biosynthetic process. Gene Ontology annotation, molecular function: acyltransferase activity, transferring groups other than amino-acyl groups. Lineage: Eukaryota; Fungi; Ascomycota; Sordariomycetes; Sordariales; Podosporaceae.